UUUUUGUUAUUCUUAUCGUAGAACUGUCAUUUGUCACUGCUUUGCUGGGCUAAUCUCGGCUGAAUGUUCAGAUUAUUAGAAUCUAUAGCAAAUGUAAUUUAUAGAAGUUAAAACGCGGCUGUUUACAAAUUCUGCGUACACGUCACAAAGUUCUCAAAGAAAGUGUCGAAGCACAGACAUACAUGUGCAUACAAAUAUUUUGUGAAUAAAGUUUAGUUACAGAGCAAAAAUGCGUCUGCAAUUUGCUUUGGUGUUGUUACUUUCAGCCGGCGCCACGCUGUCGAAUUCCAGCAAUUCAGACACUUCGUUAGCACAGCUAGAACAUAGUCUCAUCGACAAACCCGAGUGCAAGGAAUUACAGUCACUUUGUGCACACCUCAAACAAACUGAUAAUGUGUCGGUGUUGGAGUGUGUGAGCACAUUUUCUUCCAGUCAGCUGGAGGCUGUGCCAGAUAAAUGCCAACAUGCUUUAUGGUUGCAACAACGUAACAUGCAGACGGAGAAGUGGGUUACCAAUCAGCUAAUCCCACAACACUGCGCUGCACAGAAACAACAACUAUCAUCUUGUGGCAAUGCGGUGAGCUUGUGGAGCUGCAUGCACGAGCGUGCAGUGCGUAUGGAACAUAGCAGCGAAUGUCGCGCAUACAUACUGCGUUCCAUUGCGACACUGUUUCCGGACUUUGAUCAAUUGGGCGACUUUUUGAAUGCCUGUGGUUCGCAAUUAGAACAAUUGGAAUGUGGGCGUUUAAACUUGGAGCGCAGAAGCAUUUCACAAAUUGAAACUGCGCAAUGCUUACAAGAGACAGCAGCCGAUGCACUUGAUGCAAAAUGCAAAGAGGAAUUAAGUACAAUGGAGCAACAGCGAAAAGAUUUGGAAUUUUUCGAAGCUUGUGGCGAUGAUUGGAGGCGCUUAUGCGGGCAGGAAACUGCUGGUACAGCUGCGGCAUUUAAAUGUCUUGUUAAGAACAAAGCCGAUCCCACAAUGACACGUCGCUGCAACGAAAAAAUUGCACAACGUGAUCGGGAAAUUGGAAAAGACUAUCGGCUCUCGCAUGGGCUCGCUAAAGCUUGUAAGGACGAUAUCAAACAAUAUCACUGUCGUCGUGGCGUAUCCGAGGACAAACAAGUGCGUCUAGCACAAAUCCUACUGUGUCUUGAAUCGGUUGUGAAGAACGGCUCGCUGGUAUCCACCGAGUGCCAAACGGAAAUAAAUGAUCAUCGUCGCAUGCUGAUGCACGAUUUCAAAUUGUCGCCGGAAAUUCUAAGCGAUUGCGCCGAUGAUAUACCAAAGUUUUGUGGUGAUAUUGAAAAGGGACAGGUUAUCAGAGGUGGUACGGUUGGAAACACUGAUAACGGUCAAGUAAUCCAUUGCCUUAUGGAACAUGCACGCUCCAAACGUAGAAAGGAUCGUCGUGUUACUGCGCAAUGUCAGCGUUCUCUCGAGAAGUUAAUAAAAGCUGCUGACGUGGGUGAGGAUUGGCGAGUGGAUCCGGUACUACGACGCGCUUGUAAACCAGUCGUUGAUGUGGCUUGCCGCGACACAGAUGCUGGCGAAGCACGUGUGAUGUCCUGUCUGAUGGAACGUAUUGGCACACCAGUAAUGCGGCCCGACUGCGAACAAGCGCUAAUGCUGAUACAAUAUUUUGUAGCACGUGAUUUCAAACUGGAUCCACAAUUAUAUAAGCACUGUCACGACGAUGCGAUUAAGUAUUGUCGCGCUAAACACGUAUGGGAUGACGUUAACGAUGUGCAAAUGGAUCCAGAACGUGGGCCACUCAUUUUACCUUGCUUGCAUCGUAUCGCCUACAGUGAUGAUGAAAAUUUAGCACUGCGAAAGGACUGCUUCAAAGAGGUAAAACGCGUGAUGCGUCAGCGGGCCGUAUCUGUGGACCUUAUACCUGAAGUGGAAGACGAAUGCAUCGAGGAUUUGUCCAUAUAUUGCUUUGAUCGUACACAAAAAGGCGCUGAAAUGGAUUGUCUGCAGACGAAUCUUGAAAAACUCUCACCGACGUGUAAAAAAGCCGUUGCCACUUACACUGAAGAAGAGGCGGAGCACAUUGAACUGAAUCCGGUAAUAAUGUCGGUGUGCAUAAACGCCAUGCAAACACAUUGCGAACACAUACUGAAGGGCGAAAAGGACAAAGGCGACAUGAUGGAUUGUUUAAUUGCGCAUAAAAAUGACGCUGAUCUGCGACAGGACCUCAAAUGUCGUGCCGCCAUUGAACACUUUCAAAUCAUCUCGCUGAAAAACUAUCAUUUCACAUACAAAUUCAAGACAGCUUGCCGUCCACAUGUGACACGCUUUUGUGCAUCGAGCACUACCAAAAAUGAUGUCGUCGCCUGCUUGAGCGAAGUUAUGCGCAACGACACGAUACGCGGCCAACGUCAUUCAAUACCAAAGGAGUGUCGCCAACAAGUCAAAGCGCAACUCUACCAACAGCGCGAAUCCAUAUUACUAGACCCCAAGUUGGCAAAUGCCUGCAAAAAGGAGCUUGAAACUUUUUGUGGCGGCGAGAAGGGCCCUGGUCAGGUGAAUAAUAAUGCCUUGGAGUGCUUGCAACAAAACACCCAACGUCUGGGAAGUUCCUGUCAUCACGCUAUUUUCUUGGUGAAAAGAUCACAACUCUCCGAUAGUGGCACCGACUACACUUUGGUCAACACAUGCAAAGAAAUGACUUAUCGAUUUUGUAACAAUGCGGAUUCCGACCAUUUGCUGGACUGCCUCAAGACGUACAAAGAUGACCCGCUCUUCGAUCAGCGUUGCCACUUGGUUGUUGUAAACCGCAUGAUUGAGCAAAAUACCGACUAUCGUUUCAAUCCGUCCCUGCAGCUCGCAUGCGGCAAGAAUAUCGACCGUUAUUGCUCGCAUAUCGUGGCCACCGCACAACCAAAUGAAGAAUUGAACGGCUUGGUUGUACAAUGCUUGAAAGAUAAAUUCCGAGAAUCGCGUUUGGACUACAACUGUACGCAAGAAAUGAUUAAAGUGCUGCAAGAGCAAGCCUUGAACUACCAACUCAAUCCGCUCUUACAAAAUUUCUGCAAAUCAGAAAUAGAAGUGCUGUGCAAGGCUAGUCUCCAAAACAGAGAACAUGGUAUGGUGGAAGAGUGUUUGAAAACAGCUUUUCUUAAUCAUAAGAUCAUAAAUCGUGAUUGCCGCGUUGAAGUGGCAACCUUAAUAGCAGAAGCCAAAGCCGACAUACACGUAGAUCCCAUACUACAAGAGGCAUGCACCGUGGAUCUGUUAAGAUACUGUUCGAAUGUGCCAAGUGGCAAUGGUAGAAAAUUGAAAUGCUUGCAAGUCUUACUGAAAGAUCAGUCGAAGGCGAUGGAAGAAGAUUGUCGCAUGAAGCUACAGAAACGUAUCGAAAUGUUCCGCAAUGCAGAUACGGUACUCGCCGAACCGCCAGAAAAUAUGGAACAACUGGUUAGUCAGGUUGUUUCCUCGCCAGCGAAAAGAUUCUUCUUAAUCAUAUUCAUGUCCGCUGUGGGCAUGAUUUUCAUGAUGGGAAUCUUCUUGGGACGUGUAACCAAACGCGCAAUCAGCACCAAAAAUAAAUAAACUGUCCAAUAGUGUAGAAAAUGUUAAUAACACCACAACCGUAUUCCCCACCCCUACCCUUACAUUCUUUAAAAAUCCAGUAUAGAAGUGGCAAUUUGAUGAUCAAAUGAUUUACAAACUGAAAAUAUUUCGUGAGAUGAAUUUACAAUUGGCCUUCAGUGUUUUCUGUGCCCAUUCGUUACCAGAACAAAUUUUGUUUAAUCCUUCAAGUCUAAUCAGCAUUGUAUGGCUUAUUAUAUAAUAUAGUUAUUUAAUUGGAACUAAAUGGCAUGUAUAAUUUAAAGUUAAUUUGUUUCAGUGUAAAAUACGCAAACGCUAUUAGUUUUUGUAUUUGUAAAAAUCAUAUAUUUUAUACCGAAUGCAUAAAUGAAUUGUAGAAUAUAUUGUUAAAUGUGCUUAGUAUAAUAGAAUACGAUAAAAAUAUUGGCAAUGUCAACGCUUUACAUUAAAUAUACUUUUUUAUGAAUUUAAAAUGAAA
Molecule: messenger RNA, 4037 nt
Organism: Zeugodacus cucurbitae (melon fly)
Lineage: Eukaryota; Metazoa; Arthropoda; Insecta; Diptera; Tephritidae
Gene: Glg1
Product: Golgi apparatus protein 1
Exons: 7
Coding region: 230-3559 (1109 amino acids)
Cellular component (GO): Golgi membrane
Molecular function (GO): fibroblast growth factor binding
Source: RefSeq, a predicted model, not a curated record